Molecule: messenger RNA, 4691 nt
Organism: Engraulis encrasicolus (European anchovy)
Lineage: Eukaryota; Metazoa; Chordata; Actinopteri; Clupeiformes; Engraulidae
Gene: rin3
Product: Ras and Rab interactor 3
Exons: 10
Coding region: 550-4683 (1377 amino acids)
Biological process (GO): vesicle-mediated transport; signal transduction
Cellular component (GO): cytosol; endocytic vesicle
Molecular function (GO): guanyl-nucleotide exchange factor activity; small GTPase binding
Source: RefSeq, a predicted model, not a curated record
AACACCGCUUCUCUCUCUCUCUCUCUCUCUCUCUCUCUCUCUCUCUCUCUCUCUCUCUCUCUCUCUCUCUCUCUCUCUCUCUCACUCACACUGAGGCAGGAAGUUGAAACACAAGAAUGGUUGAGAAAAUAGAGAGGCAGACAUGUAGAGUCCGGCAUAGUAUAGAGAGUAGAGUUUAGAAUAGAAAAGACAAGUGAGACGGGGAGAAUGAGAGAACUUUUGUUAACUUCAUAACUGGACUUGUUGCUUCUUUUUCCCAUCUGCGUGUCGGACCAGACUAAGUAACGGGAGGGGGCUCAGAGAGAUACUACACACACACACGCACAUACAAACACACACACACACACACACACACACAGCUGAAAGGAGGUCAAGGGAAAAGACAAGAGAGAGAGAUGGAGGAGCGCUCCCUGCGCUUCUGGAGCUGUAAGAGUGUUUGACGCGUUCCGCACUCAAGAACGCAGGAAUUCAGGAUUGCAGGAACUCUGGAACUCGGGAACUUUGGAACUCAGGAACUUUGGAUCUCAGGAGCGAGUGCAGCUUUUCAAAAUGAUGAAAACAGCUGUCUUGACACAGGAGCCAGGAGCAUCCCCCGGGGUGACGACCGAUUCCUUCUCCCCAGUCAGUCAUGGAGAUAGCUCCAGUGCCUCCACACCCGCUGAUGCUGCUGUCACUACCGCCCCUCGGCUACCCCUCUCCCCUAGUGUCCCGGUACCCAGACCUCCCCCCUCCGCCCUUCACCGAAUCACCCCCUCCACACCAGCCCCUAUCUGCGCCUCCAAGUCCUCCUCCGCACCUCCACUUCCAGCCGCUCCAUCCCCUCUCUCCAAGCAGUCAUCGACAUCCACAGACGGCCCUUCUCCAGCCCCGCACAAACCCCCAGCCCCUGCCGUGCCCAGGCCGGCCGCGCCCCACCCAACCAAGCCCUUCGUCCCUCCCCUUCCCACCCACAAGCCCUCGACCACACCACCUCAAACGCGACCCCCUCCGCCUCUGAACGCCAAGGUGUCCUCGCCGCCUCUGCCCAGGCCUCCGAGGCCAUCUGUCUCCAGGACUCCCAGCACUGGAGGCCUUUCUGCUGCCCAGCCCUCAGCUAGCUCAGCUCCAACCUCCAACAGUACCUCCACCACCUCCUCCUCCACGGCUGCCUCCGUUGCAUCGUCUUUGGGUGCCUCCACCACCACCACCAGUGCUGCUGCAGCUACCUCUGCCUCUGCCUCUGUACUGCCCUCCAUCAGUAUUCUGGAGAAGCUGAUCAAGACGUGUCCAGUCUGGCUGCAGCUGGGGGUCACCAAGGAGAGGGCCACCAACAUCCUGCAUAAAGAGGGCCCCAGGGUCUUCCUGGUGAGGAAGGACCCAGGUCUAAAGGCCAUGGUGCUUGUAGUGAGGCUGCCUGACCAGGGAGGGGCGCCACAGAUCCAAGAGGUCGUUGUGAAAGAGGAGAAAACACUGACCUACCUGGAGGGCUCCGUGCUGGUGUUUGACAACAUAUUCAAGCUCAUCGCCUUCUACUGCGUCAGCCGGGACAUUCUGCCGUUCACCCUGAGGUUACCCCAAGCCAUUAUUGAAGCAACCAAAUAUGAAGCCAUGGAAAUCAUAUCCACAUUGGGCCUGGAGUUCUGGGGCUCGUCUCUGAACAGCCGUGCGGAGGCCGAUGUGAAGAGCCCGGGCGGGGAGCAGGGCAGCAGCUCCUGUGAGAUCCAGCUGUCCGCCGGCGGUGACCGCCUCUGGUACAUCAACCCCGUCUUCGUGGAGGACCACUGCAGCUCCCUCUCCUCCCCCUCACCCUCCACCUCCACAUCCUCACCACCGGUACCAGUGCCCCAGCCAGUUCUUCGCAGCCAGAGCCUCAACACCCCCUCCUCCACCUCCAGCGCCAGCCCAGCCCCAGCCCCAGGCCCAGGCCCCAAGUACAAGCGGCCACCUCCCCUCCCACCUCGGCCCCUGGGAGCCAGUGAGGGCCUUUCCUCCUCCUCCUCCUCCUCCGCGAAGCCCUCUGCUGGGACGUCAGCAGAGGCAGUCGCCUCCUCCCACGCACAGGGUCUUCCCGUCGGCCCCAAGCCCCCGAGCCCGGCAGCCUUAGCAGCAGCAGCAGCACACACGCAAGCCAGGGCGAAAGAGGAAGGAUGUGGUGAGCGAGAGAGCAGCGCAGAUGCAACCAGAGGAGGUGUGGACAGAGAGGAUCCAGCCCCGAAGAAGCAGCAGACACAAACGCAGACACAGGCGCAGCAGACUUCAACAACAACAACCACCGCACCACAACAGACACACACAGACGGCACCGGCGGUGGUGGAGCUCCGGCAGUAGUGCCACCUCAGAGGCAAAACAGCAGCGGUAAGGGGAAGAGACCUCCAGUGGGCCGGCCGCCGUCGUUCCGUGUACCCCCUGUCCCUAGACGGAGGCCCAGCGACAAGCAGGCAAGCGAGGACACGUCUGGAGGUUCAGCCAGUGAGACUCCUAACCCAGCUGCCCCAGUCAACUCCACCACCACCAAGGAGGUGGAAGGGGGCUCUGGUGGCGUGGUGGUGCCCGUUGGCACGCUCAUCUGCCUGGACGGCACCGACAUGGAGGUGCCCAAGCUGGCAGCGGAGGUGACGCUGGGAGUGGAGAACGCCAAACUACAAAGAUCCGCCGGUAACUCCGAUUCAGGUUCUCCAGCACCGCUGCAGGACACCGUGGCUGCUCUGCCGGUCUCCCCCGUCAGGAGACGCGGACCUCCAGUGCCUCCGCCUCGGAGUAAGAGACUCUCGGCUGUCAAGCCCAGCACCCAGCCGGGACAGGCAAACGGUCCUCCGAGCCAGGAGCCACCUCUCGCUCCCACCUCCCCGGAGUUCAGCUCCCUUCCCGUGCAGGGCUCCAGCGGCACCCCGCCACAGCCCACCCGCCGCUCCCUCUCCGUGGACCCCAAGUUCGGGGACGUGUCCAUCUACUCCCCCGACGCGGCAGCUGGCAGCUUCCCCCAGCACCGUGACAAUGACUCCUACUCCACCAGCAGUGCCGAGGACGACACUGACCCUCUGGCAUCCAGUGGUGGCGCUGGUGGCAACUCCACCUCAGCUGCUCCUGCUGGUGGCGGAGGAGGAGGAGGAGGUGGUGGUGGGAGCAGUGGAGGAGGAGGAUACCACGCGGCCGUCAAGCGCACGCCCACCAUCAUGCUGGACCGCGCCAAGCAGCGGCUGAGCAUGGUGAACUUCAGCAGUGUCUUCACAGGCAUGCUGAGCGCCGAGCUGAAGCUGCAGAAGCGCGUGGUGGAGCUGUCGCGGGACGCCGGCUCCUACUUCGGCUGCCUGGUGCGCGACCACCGUGCCUUCACGCUGGAGACGCUGCGCAAGCACGCCUCCAGCACCGAGAUGCUGCAGGAGAUCCGGCAGAUGAUGACGCAGCUCAAGAGCUACCUGAUCCAGAGCGCCGAGAUACAGAGCCUGCAGGAGCCCAACGUGUUCUCCGAUGAGAAGCUCGAGGUGAUCAUCGAGGCGGCCCUGUGCAAGAGCGUGCUGAAGCCCAUUCGCGAGUCCAUCUACAGCAGACUGCGGGACAUCCACACGCGGGACGGCACGCUCAAGAAGCUGCGGGAGAACCAGCAGGUGGUGCUGAACACCACCACCACCGACCUGGGCGUCACCACCUGCGUGCCCGAGACGGCCAUCAUGGAGAAGAUCACGCAGAAACUGGGCCGCCUGCACCAGGAGUACUCGCCACAGAAGAAGAUCGACACGCUGCUCAAGACCUGCAAGCUCAUCUACGACUCCAUGUCGGUGGGCAGCCAGGGUAAGGCCCAUGGUGCAGAUGACUUCCUGCCAGUGUUGAUGUACGUGCUGGCCCGCAGCAACAUGACCGAGCUGCUCCUGGACGUGGAGUACAUGAUGGAGCUCAUGGACCCUGCUCUGCAGCUGGGAGAAGGUUCUUACUACCUGACGACCACCUACGGGGCUCUGGAGCACAUCAAGAGCUACGACAAGGAGCCGGUGACCAGGACCCUGAGUCUGGAGGUCCAGGACUCCAUCAACCGCUGGGAGCGCAGGCGCACCCUCAACAAGGCCCGAGUCUCUCGCUCCUCCGUACAGGACUUCAUCAACGUGUCCCUGCUGGAGGCCGGCGCCAACACCAAGACGCUGGGCGUGCGGGCCAGCACCAGUGCCCAGGACCUGUGCGCCCAGUGCGCCGACAAGUUCGAGGUGCUGGACCCGGAAUCGUACUGCCUGAGCGUGCUGGUGGACGGCGUGUACAAGUCGCUGGGGCCCGAAGAGAAGCCGCUGGAGGUCAAGUCGGCGCUGCACCACAGCGAGCCCAGGAAGGAGUACUACUUUGUGUACCGGCUGGGGCGCUGGCCGGAGAGCACUGGGGAAGUGGAGGCAGGUCAGGUGGAGCUGCCAGAGCCAGAGACCCAGCUAGAGACCGAGCCGGAGGCAGAGCCAGAGCCAGAGCCAGAGACCCAGUCGGAGGCAGAGCUGGCGAACCAGCUGGAGACAGAGACGGAGACUCAGAUGAAGGCUGAGGAGAAGCCGGAGGCUGAUGCGGAGCCGGCGGAGGCUGAGGGUGCUGAACCUCAGGGGGAGCCCCAGGCUGAGGAGGCUGAUGAGCAGGUCGAGGUCCACACAGAGGCAGCCGCUGAGGUAGAGGCAGAGGCAGAGGCAGAGGAGUCAUCUGGGACAAAUCCUCCAGAAGAAGAGAGUCUAAUAUAAAGGGAGUG